Messenger RNA from Halichondria panicea, 3418 nucleotides. RefSeq lists its product as uncharacterized. The record is from RefSeq and is a predicted model, not a curated record. The coding region runs from base 140 to 3064 and encodes 974 amino acids. The transcript has a single exon. Lineage: Eukaryota; Metazoa; Porifera; Demospongiae; Suberitida; Halichondriidae.
UCAGUGCUCUUUACUCAGGCAGUGUGUUCAUUUCCAACUGUGAACUGACAAACAACAGUGCUGACUAUGGAGUGAUUUAAUUUCUCAGUCUCUCCUGAUCUUGAAAAACACUAACGUUACUAAUAACACGGCCAGUUCUAUGAUGGAUGAAGGCAUUAUUUAUGCUGCUGUCAACAGUCGAGUUGAGUUUAAUGGACCAACAACACUCAGUAACAAUCGUGGUGUGCUAGGAGGAGCCAUCAGUGUCGUACAGAGUCAAAUAUACAUUAACACAGAAGGAGUACUGAUCACCAACAACAAAGCUAUCUCCGGAGGAGGGAUAUUUUUAAGAGAAAGUGCACUUUUUGUAAAUGAGCCAAUAAAGAUCUAUCGCAACACAGCACACAAGCAUGGUGGAGGGAUUUAUGCAUAUUCAAGCACGCUUGAAUUUAACACUCCAAAUAAACGAAGUGAGAUUACUGACAACAUUGCUGAGAAUGGUGGAGGUAUUUAUGCAGUAGCAACAACCCUUAAUCUUACUCGAUCACACGUCAACAUUGAAUCAAACACAGCUAACGCUAAUGGAGGUGGAGUGUAUCUACAGCAGGAUUCGAAACUGUACUUAUUUAAAAAAGAAUUACAGGAUCUUUUUGUGACGUUAUUGAUCAACAACAACUUGGCUCGACAGUACGGAGGGGGGAUCUUUGUGGCGGAUGACACACAGAAGAGCACGUGUGGAGAAAGGAUCACUGAAGAUGAUGCUACUCAAACUAGUUUUGCUGAAUGCUUUUUUCAAACAAUUCAAUUGUAUAGUUCUCGUGGCAGCCCAAACUGUAACACAUUCAUGACUAACAACACAGCUACCCAGUCAGGAGCAGACAUCUAUGGAGGUCUGUUGGACAGGUGUACUGCAAGUCAAACUGCUGAAUAUAACAAUGCUUUAAAUGGAUUGGACUACAUAAAUAAAACCAUAAAAUCCUCCACCGAAUUAUCAAUAUCCUCUAGGCCUGUGCAAGUAUUUUUUUGCAAAAAUAACUACGGCAUUAUUUCGACAAGAAAGGGAUACACAUUUAAAAUCAGUGUUAUGGCUGUUGACCAAGUUGGAAAUCCAAUGAGUGCGACAAUUCACAGUUCUGUUGUAACUGAGAGUGGAGUUGGUCGUCUCAAAGAAGGACAGGCAGAACAAGAAGUUGGCAAUCAGUGCACAGAAUUAGAAUACAAUGUAUUCUCACAAGACAGUUUUGCUCAAGUGGAACUUUAUGCCGAGGGUCCAUGCUUCAACUUAGGAAUUUCAAGAAAACUUUUUAAUAUUUCUUUUCAAUCCUGCAUAUGCCCUAUUGGACUCAAACCAAUUCAAUCUGAUAUUGAGUGCAAGUGUGACUGUGAUCCAGACUUGCAACAAGGACAUCAAAUAUCAAAUUGUUUUGAGGAAAAUGGAAACAUAACGCUGGAAAGAAAUAACAACACAUGGAUCGAAGUCACAAAUACCACCAAUGGAACAGGGUAUGUUGUUAGCAGCUGUACACUUAACUAUUGUGUGCAAAAACCAGUCAACAUCAGUCUAAGCAACCAUGACGAACAGUGUGCCUACAAUCGAAGUGGUGUCUUGUGUGGAGAAUGUAAAUCAAAUUUCAGUCUUGUGUUGGCUACGUCAGACUGUAAAGAAUGCUCUAAUCUUUACCUUAUUCUACUAAUACCAUUUGCACUGGCUGGCAUAUUGCUAGUUGUUUUAAUUCUCGUGCUCAACAUCACUAUAGCAACUGGAACUAUUCAUGGCCUCGUAUUUUACGCCAACAUAUUAGCUGCUAAUAGAGCAAUUUUCUUUCCUAGUUUAAACAACUUUUUAACAGUUUUUGUAUCAUGGGUGAAUCUUGACCUGGGAAUUGAGACAUGCUUUUAUGAUGGAAUGAACUCUCAAGCCAAAGUACUCCUUCAACUUGUCUUUCCCGCUUACCUAUUUCUUCUAAUGCUUCUUAUUAUAAUUUUGAGCAAGUACUUUGACUCCUUUUCAAAGCUCCUCUCCAACAGGAAUCCAGUUGCUGCCCUAGGCACACUUGUCCUACUCUCUUAUUCAAAAUUCUUACGGUUUAUCGUUGCUGCACUACAAAACAGGGUCUUGGAAUAUUCCGACGGUUCAACCAAGACUGUUUGGUUGUUUGACGGCAAUGUACUAUACUUCACUCCCAAUAACAUUCCUCAGUUUGUUGCUGCAGCCAUAAUCCUCAUUGCCGGUGAAUUGUUCACUAUACUGCUCUUCUUUGGACAAUGGUUUCCUCGCUGUUCCAAGGUUAUGAUAUGGACCAAAAACACAUACUACAAUGGUUUCAUGGAUGCAUACCAUGCUCCAUUCACUCCCAAGCAUCGCUACUGGGUGGGACUGCUCCUCUUUGCACUGAUUGCUCAUAAUCUAGUAGUUGCCAUGGCUCCAAACACUUCUUUCCCUGUUCUAUCAUCUGGGUGUAUUGCAUUCGGACUGAUAACAUUGACCAACCGAGUGCACAAAAAGCAAUUUAACGAAUAUCUAGAAACGUUCCUUCUGCUUAAUCUCGGCAUUCUAUCUAUUGGUACUUUAUAUGUUGCUGAAAUACACCAACAGCAAGAAAUACUGACCAAUGUUUCAAUGUCCAUAGCUUUCAUUCUCUUUGUGACAAUAAUCAGCUACCAUUUCCACCACUACAUACUAAAGAAGACUAAAACAUGGCUCAAGAUAAAGCAAGUCGCAAAAAACUUGACAACUGGUGUUGCAUACAAAAAGAACCGAGAACCUAACAAUACCAUGGAUCAGUUUGCAGCAAAUGAAAUUGAUGACGAUGACGAUGAACAACUUAUAGCUGAGCAAAAAGACAUUGUGGACACACCACCUUACACUGAUGGAGCCAUGGAAGAAACUGACCCUGAUCGAUACAUCACUCCUCCCAUCAUCAGACCAGCCACGAGGCCAGACCAGCUGAGAGAGCCUGCCCUGGAUGAACUAGCCCCCCUCACCGCAGAGGACUACGGAAUAUCAGCCCCUCCCCCUCUAAGAAUCAACCGUCGUCCUGUUGUUACACACACAGAAAUCGGUCCCAUACACAAUGAAGUGUGAACUGUCUUAUUUAUAGCUGAGGUACUUUUAUAUAACAUUCUUAGAUAUUGAUUAUCCAACAGUUACUGCACGUUAUUGGUUAAAUGUGUUAUACUAAGUUGAGGUUUUUUUGUAGAGAUAAAAUGGCUGUGCUAUAAUCAUAUACCGUAUAGCGCGAAAUUUUCGAGGGGCUUAAUUUUCGCGGAUUUUGUGGGUUAGCAAUCCUACACGAAAAUUAAGUCCACGAAAAUUGUUCUUUAAUUAGAAUUAUCUGAUAUAACGUGCAAAGAUUUAAAGGCGUAGCUUCCGGUAAGCAGUCAUUCCGCAAACAUUGUGCAACGAAAUGUUUUAGAGGCCAUUCCACGAAAUAUAAGU